UUUGGCAGAGAAGCAGUAACAGCAGUAUCCACCGGCUCGCCAAAACCAAAUCGAUUGACAUCAUGGUAUCUGCAGGUCUCCAGAUCUUCGGCAUCUUCCUUGCCGCGGUGGGCUUCAUUGGGGACAUCGUCAUCUGUGCCCUCCCCAUGUGGAAGGUAUCUGCGUUCAUCGGCAGCAACAUCGUGACGGCCCAAACCUACUGGGAGGGCCUGUGGAUGACCUGCGUGCAGCAGAGCACGGGCCAGCUGCAGUGCAAGAUCUACGACUCCAUGCUGAACCUGCCCGCCGACCUCCAGGCGGCCCGGGCCCUGGUGAUCAUAUCCCUCCUUGUGGCCGUCAUGGGGCUCCUGCUGGCCACCGCCGGGGGCCAGUGCACCAACUGCAUUGAGGACGAGGCGGCCAAGAUCAAGGUGGCCAUCGUGGCGGGGGUCUUUUUCAUCGUGGCCGGCGUCCUGUGCCUCAUCCCCGUGUCGUGGUCCGCCAACGAGAUCAUCCGCAACUUCUACAACCCCAUCCUAAUGAGCGGCCAGAAGCGGGAGCUGGGCGCGUCCCUCUUCAUCGGCUGGGGCUCUGCCGGGCUCCUUCUGAUCGGCGGCGCUCUGCUCUGCUGCCAGUGCAAGAAGCACAAGGAGCACGGCUACUCGGCCAAGUACUCUGCUCCGCGCUCGGCCGCCAGCGGUAGGGCCUACGUCUGAGGACAGCAUCCUGUUCGGGUCUGCUGCGUCCUGCUGCAUGGAUCUUUUAACUUAGUUUGAAAAACAUUUUUAAAUAUAUGAAUAUUUUUUAAAGUAUUUUAUUGUUUCAUUAAAUUUUAUGAAAUCUUA
Molecule: messenger RNA, 824 nt
Organism: Gadus morhua (Atlantic cod)
Lineage: Eukaryota; Metazoa; Chordata; Actinopteri; Gadiformes; Gadidae
Product: claudin-like protein ZF-A89
Exons: 2
Coding region: 63-695 (210 amino acids)
Cellular component (GO): bicellular tight junction; membrane
Molecular function (GO): structural molecule activity
Source: RefSeq, a predicted model, not a curated record